GUGGUUCUAGCUCUCUCUCCAAUAUAUAUUGCUCUGUUUAAGCAAAUUUCUUUGCUGUUUUUCUUUUUCUUUUUCUUUUUCUUUUUUUUUUUGGGUGCUGACUGUUCAUGCUUUUGUAUGUUGUAAUCCUUCUUUUGGUUCUACUUUAUUCUCCUGAUUCUUGCAGUAUUGGUUAUAAUCCCUUUCCCUGUGUUUGGAUCUCUGGAGAAGGGAGGGGAAAGAAGGGAAAAGGGAGAGCCUUUUAAGAAGUAUAUAGACCUGCUAAAGUAUAAGAAGGAUUCAUCUGCAAUCAGGAAUGAAUCCACCUAAAGUCAAGCGUCGAGUUGGGAAAUAUGAGGUGGGAAGGACAAUUGGGGAGGGUACAUUUGCGAAAGUCAAGUUUGCAAGGAAUUCUGAGACUGGGGAACCGGUUGCUAUAAAGAUCCUGGACAAAGAGAAGGUUCUGAAACACAAAAUGGCUGAACAGAUAAAGCGGGAAGUAGCAACAAUGAAACUAAUAAAGCAUCCAAAUGUUGUUCGCUUAUAUGAGGUAAUGGGGAGCAAGACAAAGAUAUUCAUUGUUUUAGAGUUUGUUACUGGGGGAGAGCUCUUUGACAAAAUUGUAAACCAUGGGCGAAUGAGGGAGGAUGAAGCACGAAGGUAUUUCCAGCAGCUUAUUAAUGCUGUUGAUUAUUGUCACAGUAGGGGUGUCUACCACAGAGACUUAAAGCCAGAAAAUCUGCUGUUGGAUGCUUAUGGAAACCUCAAAGUUUCUGAUUUUGGAUUAAGUGCAUUGUCCCAACAAGUCAGGGAUGAUGGCCUGCUUCACACUACCUGUGGAACUCCAAACUAUGUUGCCCCUGAGGUCCUUAAUGACAGAGGCUAUGAUGGUGCAACUGCAGACUUGUGGUCCUGUGGUGUUAUACUCUUUGUAUUGCUUGCAGGGUACUUGCCUUUUGAUGAUUCUAAUCUUAUGAUCCUAUAUAAAAAAAUAUCAGCUGCAGAAUUUACUUGUCCACCUUGGCUCUCUUUCGGUGCUAUGAAAUUGAUAACUCGCAUUUUGGAUCCCAACCCUAUGACUCGUAUUACAAUCCCUGAAAUUCUAGAAGAUGAAUGGUUUAAGAAAGGUUAUAAGCCCCCUGUGUUUGAGGAGAAAGGAGAUGCAAACUUGGAUGAUGUAGAAGCUGUAUUUAAAGAUUCAGAAGAACAUCAUGUUACAGAGAAAACGGAGGAACAACCAGCAGCAAUGAAUGCAUUUGAAUUAAUUUCCAUGUCAAGAGGGCUCAACCUUGGGAAUUUGUUUGAUAUAGAACAGGGAUUCAAGAGAGAAACGAGGUUCACGUCAAAAUGCCCUGCCAAUGAGAUAAUUCAUAAGAUUGAAGAAGCUGUGAAGCCUCUUGGGUUUGAUGUUCACAAGAAAAACUAUAAGAUGAGGCUUGAAAAUAUGAAAGCUGGGAGAAAAGGGAACCUUAAUGUGGCUACAGAGGUAUUUCAAGUGGCACCUUCUCUUCAUAUGGUUGAGGUUCGAAAAGCAAAGGGAGAUACUCUGGAGUUCCAUAAGUUCUACAAAAAUCUUUCGACCUGCCUUGAGGAUGUGGUUUGGAAAACUGAGGAUGACAUGCAAGAAACGAAAUAAGAAUGUCCCCCACCUUGGAGGGUGGCAGAAUGUCAGUCUUCUCUCAAGGUACCUGGCUAAUGUUCUAGUGUUGUCAUUAUGAAACCAUUCUUUUGUUUAUGAAACCAUUUUGGCCUUUUUCUUUUUUUGGGUUUUUUUGGGUUUUUUUUGUGUAGAAUUUUGAGACACGUGGCUUCACUAAUUGUUUUCCUGUGUUAUUAUGUUUGGAAAGCAAAGGGUGGUUCCCAUUGAGGUGCACUGUGUAAUUUGAACUCUUUGACAUUGCAAUAUCAUUUAUGGAUGAUGCUUGAUGAAGGGGAAAAGAAAAAGAAGAUAUAUACCCAUACCCAUUUGUAUAUUUA
Molecule: messenger RNA, 1956 nt
Organism: Vitis vinifera (wine grape)
Lineage: Eukaryota; Viridiplantae; Streptophyta; Magnoliopsida; Vitales; Vitaceae
Gene: CIPK018
Product: CBL-interacting protein kinase 18
Exons: 15
Coding region: 296-1615 (439 amino acids)
Biological process (GO): signal transduction; protein phosphorylation
Molecular function (GO): ATP binding; protein kinase activity
Source: RefSeq, a predicted model, not a curated record